This is a messenger RNA of Spea bombifrons (plains spadefoot toad), 959 nucleotides long. It is a transcript of the gene DAND5, whose product is annotated as DAN domain BMP antagonist family member 5. The record is from RefSeq and is a predicted model, not a curated record. Gene Ontology annotation, molecular function: morphogen activity. The transcript is spliced from 2 exons. Gene Ontology annotation, biological process: signal transduction involved in regulation of gene expression; determination of heart left/right asymmetry. NCBI's taxonomy places the organism in Eukaryota, Metazoa, Chordata, Amphibia, Anura, Pelobatidae. The coding region runs from base 157 to 777 and encodes 206 amino acids.
CUUCCUGGGUAUUUAAAGCCAUGUCUCUCUGUCUUUGCCAGCAGAUUAUACAGUGAUUUACCGACAGAAGGUCUUUUGACCUUUGAACUUGCCAAAACGAAAGGGGAUAUACCCCAGACCUGAACCCCCAAAAAAGAUCAACCCUUUGAUAGAAAGAUGCUGGUUUUCGUGGUGCUUGGCUUCCUCCAUUCUUUGCAGUUUUUGGUGUUGGCUGCUCCCCACGGGGAUGAAGAGGGAUCGGCUGCUUCUACCCGAGACGAGCAUAGGAUCCCCCCGGAGUCCUUCCUGAAUUCUCUGCUCUUUAGGAGGCAUAGAAGUGACGACAGUGCCCUCAACAGAAUCCCAGAGUCUUCUGCUUUGGACCAUAUGGGUGAAGAAGCCCUGAGAAGGAAGCUGUUUUGGGAGCGGACUAUUCACAAGGACAGAGCCAAGCCUUAUCCCGACCAGAUCCUGCCGAUUGCACAAGAAGCCCUCAGACGGUCAAGGUGCGAAGCGUUGCCGUUCAUACAGAAUAUCUACAAAAAACACUGCGUUCCCGUGCGCAUUCCUAACAAAUUCUGCUUCGGCCAAUGCAAUUCCUUCUACGUGCCCGGCAAUCCAACAGGCUCUCUCCAGCCUUGUACGUCCUGCGUCCCGGUUCUCUCCAGGCGCAUCUCCGUGGCUCUCCAGUGUCGUGGUGGCCGUGUCUCCUGGCAGGAGGUCCAGCUGGUGGAAGAAUGUGACUGUGUGACUCGGUUCGAUAGGGUAUCACAACCUGGCAGUAGUGAGACCCAGUAGCGGAAGAUGGCUAAACGAACCGAAUGUCUGACAUGGGGCCUUUAUAAUGGCCGCUUGAAUCCCAGGACUCUUUGCCCCAGAGACUUGAAUAGCUUUUUUUUCCUCCCCUGAGGGAACUUGCACUAAUUACUCUUUAAACAAAGAUUCCGCCCGACAGAGGACAUGCUAUGUGAAUAUGUCCC